AUGGCUGCUUUCAAGGCUGUGGCUUUUCAAAGUCUCGCGUGUGUGUGGUUUUGUGUAUCAACUGCUGCCGCUGUUCAGAACUGCAGUCUAGUUAACUGUAAAUUAUUGCCAGUUGGAGAAAAUAUCGCAUCAGAAUUCAGGCUUAAGGCUUCUGAGAAAGGUGUGAGAAUGAUCUACUUGAAUCUAAAGAUCGGUAACAACAGCUACAGUCCGCUGGAGUUGCAAGACGAGUUUAAACCUGACAGAUGGGUGUGGGCUCGGUCAAAUAAAGAACCCAUGCUUUCUUUGCCGUACGACUACGACAUUUUAUCACUGGGCCUGCUCAAUUACCAAGUGCGAGGCAUGACAGUGCCUCUGAGAGAUGAACCGAGUGGAUGCCUUGCGGGAUUAAACUCAACAUGUCAGAACAUGGCCGUCGGAAGAACACUAUUGGACAAUGUAACAAGUGAAGGCGGCAACACUGGGGUGGUCUGUGUUGCAGUGAUAGGGGAAAUUGAACGUGCGUAUUCUGACACCUGGUCUAUAAAGUAUCAUUGUUGCAGGCUCAAUGCGUCAAGCAUUAACUGUGAUCUUCCUGUCGAGGGUAGCAACUGGUACCAAGCGAUAGGAAACUUUCUGCUUUUCUUAGCUGUCGUCCUAACGUCAUAUUUCCCUGCACUUCCUAUGCUGUUGCCAGACUAUAUUUUCAAUCUUCAGUAUGAAUGUGAGAGAGAAGGUAACACUGAUGAGCUAACUAUUCAUGCAAGAAAUGAAUACGAGAAAAUUCCUGAGAUUGAUGUUGUGAAAGAAGACGGACAGAAGUCAUCUCAGGUCUUAGAUGAAAUUCCUGUAGAUGACGCCAGUCCGGUAACCUGUUCAACGGCUUUGCUGGGAUGUGUUCAAGAGCUGCCCGAUGUAAAGAUGUCGUUUAACCUUAAGUUAGCGGUUUUGCUGUUUUGUAUUUUUCCAUUUGGCCUCUAUGUAAAUGUCGGUUUAUUCUUUGUCCUCAAGGAGAAAUACUUCGAUGAAAUCUUAAGGAAGGCUCCACCGGGAACUAAGUUUGAACUUGAGGUUUUUUUCACUAUCUUCAUAUUGCCUCCUAAUGGACCCUUUACAUACUUUUUAGCAGCCUUAUUAACUUUAACGCGUUUGAUAGCAGUUUUGUUUUUAAGGCCAACGGAUUUAUUCCUCAACCAGGAUUUUAAGUGUUGGCAAUGUAAAUUCGCCAGAUGCCUUUUCUGUUUACCUAUUGCAGCAGAAAACAAAGAUUCACGAUGUAAAUUCGCCAAAUGCCUUUUCUCUUUACCUAUUACAGCAGAAAACGAAGAUUCUGUAAGUAUUGGAGAUAACAUGCUCCAUCACUUAAAUAUUAUCCAGAAAGUGGCAUACUUGCUGAUGGUUAGAUUUCUUAACCAAUAUAAGAGCGGUCUACAGAAAUUAGGAAACAUUUCUACCUGUUGCUUAAGGGUGAAUCAUAACGGAUCACGUAUAAGACGAGCGCUUUUGAGGUUGUGGAUUCUAUUUUCUAGUUUGGUCACGCUGUUUCUUGCGAGUCUUGUUUGGGCAGUAAUCGUUUCGUUUUCCUUUUCUGUUUCAUUACUAAUUAAUCUAUUUUUUUUUUCACCAGUUAGUACUUUGUUCAUGAUCUGCAGUAGAAUUAUUACAUUCAAGAUCAUCAGAUCAAUUCGGGCUCACUUUACCAGCAAAUUACUGUCAAUAUUUUUGUCGGGGCUUUUUACUCUUUUUGCUGUAGUAUGCAACUUCUUGAUUCCAGUUGCUUUCUUCUUCGAAGUAUUUAUGCUUUGUUCCUUUUUCGUCGGAAUAUUAGGAUUCACAAUCAUGGGAUUAGUUCUAAACGUUGAAACUGUAACUCCUUAUGCAGCUUUCUUCGUCGUUGUCGUAACAAAUAUUUACUUCUGCUACGCUAAUUUGCAGAAGAGUUACAUGGAAGUCAAAGGAUUUAUCUUAAAAUAUUGGCAACAGAAAAUGCAAGCAACCCUUAACAGCGAACAUAGCACAAUUCCAGCCAAGCUGUUUUGGUUCGUAAGUGAUAAAGUGUUUCCUGUUAAAACUAAAAUCUGCCUAAUGCUUGGUGAGGUGGCUGUUAUUGUCACUUUUCUGUUUUUGACGAUAUCUUCAAUCAUUUUCUUCAAAAAUGAGUAUGAAAUUUCGACACUUGUUUCCACCAUUGCCGUUUUUUUAAGUGGGGCCAUUCCCAGCUUGUUUUUUAAAGGGCUAACAAAAGGCAAGAGGUUUACUGGCUGGAGGAAGAUCAAACUGAAGAAGAAAAUUGAGGCGGUAGUGACAGAGUACGUUCGAGACACAGGCUGUGUUGAUGUAAACAGAGAAACCGAAGAGCAGGGAAGCCCCUUCCAAACUGAUGAUAAUACAUAGUUGACAGUCAUGGUAGAAGAAAGCCUUUCUAGUUGCGCAAGUCGGAUAGAGCAAUUUCUCAUUUUAAAAAUGCUUUGGGGUUACAUUAAUAGUUGCUUUGAACAGGGGCACCCAACGACGAUAUAGUUCAAAACCACUUAACAUAGCAUUGUUGAACGUAUUUUAGUAUUUAAAGGGUAGAUAUAGGCAUAUUUUUAUCCCCUAAAAACUUUUCAUCUGUUCGGAUUUCCUAGCUGAAAGUCUAGUGAUCCGAAAAUUAUAGGGAUCAAAACUUACCUUUUCGAAAAUUUCAGCCAGGUAAAGGCUCCCGAAAAUUCUAGGUGGCCUUUUUUAGGGUAAAAUCCGUUAAAAGUGGGUAAUUAUACCAUUUUGAAGAUGUUCGAAAAUCUUAGGAGAGGCAGGCAAGCAAGAAAUUUUACAAGAAAUGUUCCGAAAAUUCUAGAUCUCAAAUCGUCUUCCGAACAGAUAUUUUCCGAAAAUUGCCGUUGGGUGCCCCUGUUUGAAGCUAAGAUUCUUUUUAGUAAAGAAUUAUUAUUAAGGGUGCGUAUUUAUGAAAGUAAGCAUAGAUUAAAAACUGAACAUCAAAUCCGUUAGUAGAAAACAUCAACGAGUUUAUUGGCCGGAUCUUUAACAAAGAUCUGGAUUAGUAAAAAUUAAGACGCAUUUGACUUGAAGCGAAAGAAAAAUGAUCCUCAAGGAAUAGAGGGUGAAAGUGAUGAUACAAUUAUAUAGGAUAUAGAUAUUUUGAUGUUUACUCCUAUUUUUUUUAUCCUUUUAUCUUGGCCGUACUCAAGUACUUUGAUUAGUUUUUAACGAAAACUUGGUCUUCCUGCGAUUUUCAUAACAUUUUCUGAUGCGGUAUGCCAUCGGCAGGAGCCCUUACCUGUAAAGAAGAAAGUAACCAAUCAUAUAAUAUCAAAACAAGGACCAGGGUGCUAGAGGUGCGUAAAGAGUUAUCCCUAUUAACAGUGUUUAUCAGUCAGAUAUUCUUAAAGAUUUCCAGAUUGAAUAAUUAAUUAAAUAUCAAUAGUAAUUAAAUCAGUUUGGUAACGUGUGCAUGAUGUUGUUCAGUUCUAAACUAAUCCCUGUAAUGAGACGGCAUUAAAAUUGUAGUUGGUGUAUAUGCAUGGAAAGCCAUAACUGUCUUAUGAUAUUUUUAUUUUCUUAUCCGUGGUACUUUUCUCAUCAUCCUCGGUACUUGUAUCAUUAUAUUCGGUGCUCUGGUUGCUAUAAUUGGUGCCAGUGACCUGGGUUCUUUAUCCAAGGUACUCGGUACUUUCCACUCUAUACCCGGUGUGCAAGCCAUUACACUCACUGCUACCCCCUUUAUACUCAGUGUGUUUGCUAUUAUAUUCGGUGCUUAGAUCAAUUUUAGUGGUGUAGCUUUCUUUAUAUUCGGCGGCUAGUUUGCCAUGCUCAGUGCUUUUUUCGUAGUCAGUUUACACCUGAUUCUGUUCAGUUUGGCAUCUGGUUAGGUGCAAACAUCUUGCUACUCGGUGCAAACAACUUGCUACUCGAUGAAGCAUAUAUCGAAAAAUCGUCCUCAAGUGGUCUCGACAAACUGAGACGGUCGAGUACGCAUCUCGUGAGAGAGAUGAAUCGAAACCCGGGAUGAAAACACUGCUUCCUUUUCUGAAAAACAUUAUGGAAGAGAGCGACUUGAAUAAUUUUUAAGUCCUCAUAGUUUUCUUCGAUCCUUGCAAUAGCUCCAUAAGGCAAUUUCAGUAAGUUUAUCGCGAUUCGGAGGCGAUCGAAGGUGCGAUUUUAGGCGGCGAUUUCCUGCUUCUCAGCAGAUUUUAUGUACUGUUUUGUGCCGUGUUUAUAUGUAUAUUUUUAUCCCAGAGUUACAGAGAUCUGUAGAUCGUACCUGAAUUUGCUUAAUUCGUCCAUUAGUAAUGUUUGAUGGACUUUAUUAUCUUGCAUCGUUUUCAUGACAAUUAUAUCUUCAUCAACAAGUUUAUAUUAUUUUGCAAACAGUGCCUGUUUGUAAUCCGUAUAAACAAAUAAAUCUUUUAUCAGGCAUGGGAUAAACAGACCACAAGAGCCGUACAGUUCAGUAAUUCCCAUAAUGGGAAUCUCACCGAAGCUACAGUCGCAGAGAUAAACCGGCACGAUCGCUUUACGGUCGUUUUGAUCCAAAGUCGUUUCGAUACAAGUCCAUUCGAUACAAACUGAAAUCGUUUCGAUCCAUCUUCAAAGUCGAUUCGAUCCACAUAGAAAGUCGGUUUAAUUCAACAACUUACCGUAUUAAAAAAGUCCCAAUUUCAUCUUUUCAACAGGCAUCAAAGAUCCAACAACUGCUCCCGUUCCAAAGUCGAUUGAAAGUCGAAAUUCCCAGCCAGGCUAGGCGGGAAGAACGGCUGAACCGCUUCAAGUUCAAAAAGGCGUUCCUAAUUGAUUCAGACGCCGAAUUUUCAAUGUACUUAAUUCAAUGUAUUAGGUUCCGCUCAUGAAAUUUUGGCUUCUGAACCAGGCCUAAGAACCUUCUUUUAGAACAUGCUUUUAAAAAACAUUUACCUCAGGCUGAGAGUCAUUUAGAACAUUUUUAGACUAAUUUUGGCGAUUUUUAUACGGGGAAUGCAAACUCACGCGAGAAAGUCGCUUUCCUCCCCCAAACACCCUUGUCUACAAUACCAGAAGUUAUAUACUUCUGACAAUACUUACAGUUAAAUUUGCGAACCUUUCUCCUUUUGUCUUGUUAACAUUUUGAUUCAAAGCAUCAUUUGAUCUCCAAAAACUAUUUUCAGCUAUAUAACUAAAAUUAUGAACUGUUGUGUUCUGGACGUUGUCUUGGCCUUUUACUUAAAAACGUCGAAAUAUUUUCAGAUACAAGCAAGUUAUAAGGUCUUGUAAUGUCGUAGAGACAAUAUUUCUGAGAACAUGAGAACUGGUUUUUUUCCAGUUUAGAGAUUCUUCAGGAGCCAGAAGCACGUAAGGAUUAGCUGAAAUGGAGAGAUUUUAAGUAUCUUGAAACUUUUUAACGUUUAAUAUUUAUCUGCCGAUUAGUUGAGACGGUUGAUGGUAAAAAAAACUACCUUUUUUGACGGCUGACCGUUAAAUUUUUGGUCUUUUGUGACUGUAACCUCAUAGAGACUCGCCCAUAACUACCACCUCUCCACAACGGCCGCUUUCUUCUGUCCCCAAGGUGGUGGUCUGCUACACAGCCGUUUUUAGUGUCGUCGUGACGACACUAAAAACGGCUGAUCAAAAAUUUGUUACCCUAUUUCAGACCUGACCGUUAAAUCAAUACCCUGCUUCAGACCUGCCUUAUAAUCGGUUGCCUAGGUCAGACCAAUGUUAAAGGCAAUGUUUAUACGCUUUUAUUACGUAGGAUACAAACCUGUACUGUUACGGCACAUACAUGGCUGGCGUAAACAUUAAAAGGGAAAUGGUCUUAUCGCCUAAUGAUGAAGAAGUAGCUUCUUCUACAAAAACAUCCCCAAUUCAAGACUAGAGUGCACAAACUAUACCCUAUUUCAGGCCAAAAUGGUCAAAAUUGAUACCCUAUAGCUAUUUCAGACCAAAACGGCUAAAAAACCAUACCCUUUAACGCCGCACAUACCUAUAUAGCCUAUAUAAGGGAGUACCCCCGGGGGGGGGGGUCCACCAGCUAAAAGACAAAGGGCUCUUUGUUUUCUGGAAUGGCUUAGUCAGUAAAUUUGAAAAACAAAAAGUCGCAACCAAAUGAUAUUAAAAAUUGAAACUAAAAAUAUGGCCGCUUUCAAUGCCCUGGUUUUUCAAAAUCUCACGCGUGUGUGGUUUUGUGUAUCAACUGCUGCCGCUGUACGGAACUGCAGUCUAGUUAACUGUAACGUACUGCCGGUUGGAGAAAAUAUCGCAUCAGAAUUCAGGCCAAAGGCUUCUGAGAAAGGAGUGAGGUUGAUCUACUUGAAUUUAAAGAUCGGUAACAACAGCUACAAUCCGCUGGAGUUGCAAGACGAGUUUCAACCCGACAGAUGGGUGUGGGCUCGGUCAAAUAAAGAAUUCAUGCUUUCUUUGCCGUACGACUACGACAUUUUAUCACUGGGCCUGCUCAAUUACCAAGUGAGAAGUAUGACAGUGCCUCUGAGAGAUGAACCGAGUGGAUGCCUUGCGGGAUUAAACUCAACAUGUCAGAACAUGGCCGUCGGAAGAGCACUGUUGCAUUUGGACAAUGUAACAAUGGAAAGCAACUCUGGGGUGGUCUGUGUUGCAAUGAUAGAGAAAAUUGUACAUAAGCAUUAUGACGCCCGGUCUAUAAAGUAUCAUUGUUGUAGAAAAUAUCGUUGACAAUAUUGUUGGAGAAAAUAUCGCAUCAGAAUUCAGGCUUAAGGCUUCUGAGAAAGGUGUGAGAAUGAUCUACUUGAAUCUAAAGAUCGGUAACAACAGCUACAAUCCGCUGGAGUUGCAAGACGAGUUUAAACCCGACAGAUGGGUGUGGGCUCGGUCAAAUAAAGAACCCAUGCUUUCUUUGCCGUACGACUACGACAUUUUAUCACUGGGCCUGCUCAAUUACCAAGUGCGAAGCAUGACAGUGCCUCUGAGAGAUGAACCGAGUGGAUGCCUUGCGGGAUUAAACUCAACAUGUCAGAACAUGGCCGUCGGAAGAACACUGUUGGACAAUGUAACAAGUGAAGGCGGCAACACUGGGGUGGUCUGUGUUGCAAUGAUAGGGGAAAUUGAACGUGAGUAUUCUGACACCUGGUCUAUAAAGUAUCAUUGUUGCAGGCUUAAUGCGUCAAGCAUUAACUGUGAUCUUCCUGUCGAGGGUAGCAACUGGUACCAAGCGAUAGGAAACUUUCUGAUUUUCUUAGCUGUCGUCCUAACGUUAUAUUUCCCUGCACUUCCUCUGCUGUUGCCAGACUAUAUUUUCAAUCUUCAGUAUGAAUGUGAGAGGGAAGGUAACACUGAUGAGCCAACUAUUCAUGCAAGAAGUGGAUACGAGGCAAUUCCUGAGAUUCAUGUUGUGAAAGAAGACAGACUGAAGUCAUCUCAGGUCUUAGAUGAAAUUCCUGUAGAUGACGCCAGUCCGGUAACCUGUUCAACGGCUUUGCUGGGAUGUGUUCAGGGGCUGCCCGAUGUAAAGAUGUCGUUUAACCUUAAGUUAGCGGUUUUGCUGUUUUGUAUUUUUCCAUUUGGCCUCUAUGUAAAUGUCGGUUUAUUC
This is a messenger RNA of Porites lobata, 7516 nucleotides long. NCBI's taxonomy places the organism in Eukaryota, Metazoa, Cnidaria, Anthozoa, Scleractinia, Poritidae. The record is from the annotation of a GenBank genome assembly.